Messenger RNA from Acanthocheilonema viteae, 1164 nucleotides. The record is from the annotation of a GenBank genome assembly. NCBI's taxonomy places the organism in Eukaryota, Metazoa, Nematoda, Chromadorea, Rhabditida, Onchocercidae.
AUUUUCAUCGAUGAAAUUGAUUCGGUUGGUUCGAAACGAGUAGCCGAUGCCAUGCAUCCUCAUGCUAAUCAAACAGUCAAUCAGCUGCUUUCCGAGAUGGAUGGAUUCAAUACAAAUGAUGGUGUCAUCGUUAUUGGAGCCACGAAUCGAGUCAAGGAUUUGGAUCCAGCUCUUCUUCGUCCUGGUCGCUUCGACGUUCAAGUUCAAGUUCCUUAUCCUGACUUAGAAGGACGCAGGGAAAUUAUACAGUUAUACUUAAGCAAAAUAUCAACUAAUGAUGAUGUAAACGAAGAUAUACUAGCUAGAGGAACCACAGGAUUUACUGGAGCCGAAAUUGAAAAUAUGAUAAAUCAAGCAGCUCUCAAAGCAGCUGGAGAUGGAUUUAGGAAAGUCACUAUGGCACAUAUGGAAGAGGCGAAAGAUCGUGUUAUGAUGGGACCGGCACGGAUUCGUGGUCGACUGCCAGAUGAGGAAGCUAAUCGCAUUACUGCUUUUCAUGAAGCAGGUCAUACUCUUGUUAGCAUUUAUACAAAACAUGCUGUUCCAGUUCAUAAAGUAACAAUUAUACCAAGAGGUGGCUCAUUGGGACAUACAUCGAUGUUGCCGCAAAAGGAUGAAUAUCACGUAAAUCGGGCCCAAAUGUUAGCACAGCUAGAUACUUUAAUGGGCGGCCGAGUAGCUGAGGAGCUUAUCUUUGGCCCAGAAAAAGUAACUACUGGCGCCGGUGAUGAUUUGAGGAAGGCAACAGAGCUUGCAAAAAAGAUGGUCAUGACUUUCGGAAUGAGUGAUAAGGUAGGCUUGAGGAUCGCAGAUGACGAAUCGAGAUCGCUGGUAGCUGAUAAUCAGUUGAGCUCACCGUUGUCAGAGAUGAUUGAUAAAGAAAUCAGUCGUUUCUUAAAGGAAUCCUACGAACGUGCGAAGGAUAUACUCAUCAAACAUAAGAAAGAACACGAACUUUUGGCUGCAGCAUUAUUGGAACAUGAAACAUUAUCAAUAGAAGAAGUGAAAGAGUUGCUUCAAAAUGGCAAAUUGCUUCCACGUGCUUCAGAAAAACAGGAAGAAGCAAAAAGCAAGAAAUCAUCCAUUCGAUAUAUAUAUAAAAAUCCAACUGUUAUCAUAACACCAAUCGAUGAAACUAUUCCAAAAGAGGAAAGGCAGAUCUAG